Humulus lupulus (European hop) is the source of this 561-nucleotide messenger RNA. RefSeq lists its product as uncharacterized. The coding region runs from base 1 to 561 and encodes 186 amino acids. Lineage: Eukaryota; Viridiplantae; Streptophyta; Magnoliopsida; Rosales; Cannabaceae. The record is from RefSeq and is a predicted model, not a curated record. The transcript has 2 exons.
AUGCCUUCCGGAGAAGCAUUUGACUUGUACAGUAACAUCAAUGUCGAAGCUCCUGCGAGCAGGAAGAAAGGAAGCAGGCGACACCCUGGGGAAAGCAGUAGCGACCCCUCCAAGAAAAAGGCUCGGACUGAGGAUCCUCCUGCACCACCACCAUCCAAGGACACGACCCCUCCUCUGGCUCCCCUCGACAUGACUCCUCCAGCUCCUCGCAACCCAAGUCCUCCUGAUCAGUCAGGAAAGACUCAGGUCGAGGCUAUCCUGAACACAGCAUACAACUCGGCUAACGACAAGCUGAUGAAAUUGUCAAGACACCGGUGUAGCCAGGAAGCCUUCAUCAAUGGAGUUUUGACCAUGAGUACUGGUUGGCAUCGUUCAGAGGAGAUUGUUGCCAAGCAUGCUGAAGAGAUCAAGACAGUCGAGGAAAUACUCACCAAGCAGCUCAAGGCGGUUGAGGCCAGACACACUGAGCAGCUUAAGGCGGUCGAGGCCAAACAUGCCGAGCAGCUGAGAGCGGCCGAGGAGAAAAAUGCCAAACUGGGCGAGGAGCUGAAGAACCACUAA